This is a messenger RNA of Mytilus trossulus (common blue mussel), 1954 nucleotides long. RefSeq lists its product as uncharacterized. Bases 188 to 1378 code for a protein of 396 amino acids. The transcript has a single exon. The record is from RefSeq and is a predicted model, not a curated record. Lineage: Eukaryota; Metazoa; Mollusca; Bivalvia; Mytilida; Mytilidae.
UACGUAUAUAUAGAUCAUAUACAGUUCUACUGUUGAUCAAUAUAGUUACCGAUUUAAAACCCUUCGUUAGUAUUGAUUGGUGAGUUGGAAUCAAGUUAAGACAAGACUCCAUUAUUAAAUUGUUACCUGUGAAACGAACGUAAUAAAAUAUAGGACAUUAUACACAGUUCGAUCAAAUGUCUUUGGAAUGGAAAAUGGGCGAAGCAUUAUGACCUUAGAUAGCGACACAAAUAUUUCCCCUAAAGGGGGAUGUGUUUCUCAGAUAGACAAUUGUGAUUCAAAAAUGGAGGAUGAUAUUGUUGGAGUAAACGGUAAGAAACGUAAACUUGUCGUUCAUUUUGAUCUCAGGAAUACAGUUUUAGUUUCCGAUUCAGUUACAAAUGUUACUAUGGAACAAGCGCUGAACAGUUUCUUGACGGGUGUCGUUUGGGGUAGAGAUCUUGAAAGUGGCGCAUGGCGAUGGCAUUCAUAUAUUCCGUCUCUUACUCCUCCGGCUGUGGGUACAACUACAUUUUAUAAAUAUUUAGAAAGAAAAUUGGUUAAAACUCCAAAAGACAGAACAUUGUUGCGAAUAGCAACAGGUGAUUUCGCUCACAGUGAUAUUGGUAAGGGAUUUUUACCGUAUUUCGAUUCACACAUUGACAAAAUGAAAUGGAAACAUUCGGAAGUACCACAAUCUGGAAAAUUAACAAUGUCCGGUUCAGACGGCAAACACUAUCAUUAUAUACUACCCUCCGUAUAUAAAGCAAUACACCAACUUCAUGAAGACGACCGGGAUUUUGCAAUUGUGUUUAGAACAUAUGGCUUGGAUACUGCAAACGUCAUAUCAAGUGUUAAAUUUGGACUGGCAGGGAACCAUCCGGGUUUUCCGGAAGAUCUUCAACUUCCGGUAAAUCAGCUGGUUGGAAAAGUAAAACGAGGUGAUAAUCAAUCAAUCGAAUUCAUGACGUACAUGGACGACUCGACAGUAAAGGAAUUCAAAAAUGAUCGGGAUAUUUACAACAUGCUUUCAAAAUCUCAGGGAAUAUCAGGGUAUAUGGACGACUUCCGGUACUGGCAAGACAAUGGAUAUAUGUAUUCUACCGCUAAACCUUUGUAUAUUGACCCUUUUGAUACCAGUGUUCAGCACAUAUUUUUCGAUGACAAUUUUAGAAAAUAUGAAAACGAUAGUAUCGUUGACGUCAGACUUUUCGAUUCAGCUGGGUGUAGAAACGCCAAAAGCGUUUUGCGACCGGAAAUUGAAAAAUUCGAAAAUCUGUGUGUUGUGCAAGCAGAUUUGAUGACGGCUAUAGACAAUGAUGAUUAUUUCUUGAAAAGUAUACGAAACUGUGAAGAAAACUACACACAAUAUCUAAAGAAAUUUCAUGGAAUAGUUUGAUGAUUGUUUAUAAAGUGCUGUAUCCCUUAAGAGUUUAUGAAUCUACCUACACUAGUCAAUUGGCUAUAGUUUAUGGAUAUAAUAGUAGUUGUGUAUGUUAAACACUGCAAUAUCUUAUUCUGUGAUAUACAUUUGUACAUUUUUAAUCAUUGUUUAGAUAACUAUUGAAUUAAAUACACCAUGACAGGUCCUUUUAUUGAAGUGAGAUUUGAUAUUUUACAAAAGUUUUUAAAAUCUAUGGUUCAUUAGCACUAUUUAUCUAAAACAUUUCAGAUAUUUUCAACGUACGAAGUAUUCUUAUGAUGUAUUUUCUUCUUAUUUAUAUACACUUUCGUUGAACUGUCUUAAUAUUUUAUUAACCUAUUUUCCUGUUUUGGUGUAUUUUAAUUUUUAAUGUCCCUAUAGGUAUAUACGUUGCACUUAUCUAUAAGACGUAUUGAAAUUAAACUUCAAUGAUUUCAAUCUUAAUUUAGUCCAGACCUUAUUCGUAUAGUUAAAUACUUUUAUAUGUUAAGAAAUAACAUUAUGGAUUUGUGUUCUAACGAUAAUUGUGCAAGACACGCUUGAUUAGUUCUU